Drosophila guanche is the source of this 5161-nucleotide messenger RNA. It is a transcript of the gene tho2, whose product is annotated as THO complex subunit 2. The record is from RefSeq and is a predicted model, not a curated record. Gene Ontology annotation, cellular component: THO complex part of transcription export complex. The transcript has 13 exons. Lineage: Eukaryota; Metazoa; Arthropoda; Insecta; Diptera; Drosophilidae. The coding region runs from base 129 to 5078 and encodes 1649 amino acids. Gene Ontology annotation, molecular function: mRNA binding. Gene Ontology annotation, biological process: mRNA processing; mRNA export from nucleus.
AAAGCGGUCACACUGAAAACCAAAUGAAAAGUGUGAAAAAUUAAGAAAAAAUAUCAAAAGUUCAUCGAAAUAAUUGUGCAAAAAGCCCCGAGCAGCAUAUUGACUGCGUGUAACAUAAAACAGUUUUUAUGCGGCGCCUCAAGAAAUUGUCGAAGAGUCACAGCGUGACGGAGAACGAUGGCAGCAGUGUGACGACGGCAAUGGAGGUAGCGGCGACAGCGGCUGCACCAACGACGGCGUCCGACACAAAUGGAGGGUCUGGCGCAGACAAUGUCCUGAAUACAGAAAUAUUUAAACAUUUCGACAAGGCCGGCAGAAGUGAAUUUUUGAAAUACCUCAAACAACAGCUGCAGGAAAGUGCCGACAGUCCCGUGUACGAUCGGAAUGGCGUCUUCAAGCAGGGCGUCUCGAAUGCCAUAUACGAGCUGCUCUGGCAGGCAAUACGCUUCACCCACAAGAAGGAUCUUGUCCUGAAUUUGCUCACAGAAGUUGUGGCCAUACAUAAGGAUUUCCCUAGUCUCAUUGUGGAUGUGGUAAAUAUUUUGGACAGCGAGACGUCCCUUAUGACAGAAGGCCUGCACGAGGAGCGUCAUGGUUUUGUGCAGCUCGUCAAGGAAAUGGACAAGGUGGUGCCAGAGAGUUUGCUCAAAGAGCGCCUGGAGAUUGACACGCUGCAGGAGGUGGGAAUUGUGAAGAACAAAAGUUUCUACUCCAAGUUCAUCAAGGUCAAAACCAAGUUGUACUACAAGCAGCGGCGCUUUAAUCUAUUCCGCGAGGAGAGCGAAGGCUUUGCCAAGCUUAUAACUGAGCUGAAUCAGGACUUUGAGGAUACAGUCACACCCGAGAGCAUUAUGGACAUAAUGAAGUCGCUGAUAGGUUGCUUUAAUCUGGAUCCCAAUCGCGUGCUGGACAUCAUAACUGAAUCGUUUGAGACAAACCCGGAACGUUUGCAUCUGUUCAUACCACUGCUGCGCAGCUAUACGCCUACGGGGGCCAUUAUUUGUGAAGUGCUCGGCUACAAGUUCUGCUAUUACAAGGACUCGCGCACACCACGAUCUCUUUACCAUGUGACCGCUCUGCUGCUGAAGCACGAGGUCAUUGAACUGAAUGAUGUGUACUCUUGGCUGACCCCCAACGAUGGCAGCAUCAAAGCAAACUGGGAGAACGAACUGGCUGAUGCUCGCGAAAUGGUGCGCAAAUUGAAUUUGAUCUCCACCAACAAAAAGGAAGACGAUAAGGAGCCACCACCACCGCCGCCAGCCGUCAAGCUAUUCAAUUUGGAAAAGUAUAAUAUGAACCAAAAGUUUGGACUCUGCGAGGCUCUGCUCAAGAUCGGCGACUGGGAGAAUGCCCACAGAAUCAUACAAAAACUGCCAGAACAAUCGGUGGUCAUUCAGGAGCCCAUUGCUCGUGCCAUCGUGGAACUCAUACACUUUUCGGUGGAGCAUGUCUACUACAAGAAAUGCUUCAAGGCGCCAGCCGGACGCAAACAGAGUCGCAGUCGCUUGUACGAUGAUGCCAAGCUGGUGGCCAAUAUGCAGGCACGGGAAUUUGUGGAUCUGCGCAAGUAUACGUGGCCCAUGGCCAAUGUUUUGGGCCCAGCCAUGCACUGUGACACCGUGCUGAUGUACAAACUGAUACGAAUUAUGAGCAAACUGAUUGUGGAGAUGGGUGUGGACAGCAUGAAUGGACCGCCGCCAAAUUCAGAUGCGGAGAAACACUAUUACGACAUAAUGUCCUGCAUGGACGCCUGUAUACUGCCAUCGCUGUUGUAUUUGGACAAUAAUUGCUCCAUGUCCGAGGAGAUUUGGACUGUGCUCAAGUACUUCCCCUAUCAUUAUCGCUACAGCCUGUAUGCCCGCUGGAAGAACGAUAGCUAUCAGCUGCAUCCUAAUCUGAUACGUCGCAGUGGCUUGGCCAUGCGCGACAUCAAGGCACUGAUGAAGCGCGUGAGCAAGGAAAAUGUCAAGCAAUUGGGUCGCCUUGUGGGCAAGUACUGCCAUUGUGCUCCCGGACUGCUGUUUGAUUAUAUUCUCCUGCAAAUCCAAAUGUACGACAAUCUCAUUGCGCCCGUCUGUGACAUGUUAAAGUUCCUGACAUCCCUGUCCUUUGAUUGCCUGGGCUAUUGCAUCAUUGAAUCGUUGACGCUGACGGGUCGUGGCCGCUUCAAAGACGAUGGCACCUCGCUCUCCUUGUGGCUGCAAAGUCUGGCCUCGUUUUGUGGCACUAUCUACAAGAAAUACAGCAUUGAGCUGAGCGGCCUGCUGCAGUAUGUGGCCAAUCAAUUGAAGCAUCAGAAGAGCUUGGAUCUGCUGAUACUACGCGAGAUUGUGCACAAGAUGGCAGGCGUGGAGACCUGCGAGGAGAUGACCAAUGAGCAGCUGCAGGCCUUGUGCGGCGGCGAACAGCUGCGCGGGGAGGCCGGUUACUUUAGUCAAGUGAGAAACACGAAAAAGUCAUCGAAUCGUUUGAAGGAGGCGCUGGCCAACAAUGAUCUGGCUGUGGCCAUUUGUCUGCUGAUGGCACAGCAGAAGCAUUGUGUGAUCUUUCGCGAAACGGCGGCGCAUAGUCAUCUGAAGCUGGUGGGGAAUCUAUAUGAUCAAUGCCAGGAUACGUUGGUGCAAUUUGGCACCUUUCUGGGCUCCACCUAUUCGGUGGAUGAGUAUGUGGAGCGACUGCCAUCGAUUAUAACAAUGCUGCGGGAGUAUCACAUCAACACGGAUGUUGCAUUCUUCCUAGCGCGUCCCAUGUUCACGCAUCAGAUAAAUCAAAAGUACGAUCAAUUGCGCAAAUCUGAUCCCAAUGCCAAAAAGCUGACCACCACACAAAAGCUGCAAAAGUAUCUGGAGGCGACCACGCUCAUCAUGAAUCCCAUUGUGGAGUCUGUGCGUCCGUUGCACAGUGCCAAAGUCUGGGAGGACAUAAGUCCGCAGUUUUUGGUGACCUUCUGGAGCCUCAGCAUGUACGAUCUGCAUGUGCCCAACGACAGCUAUCAGCGUGAGAUUGGCAAACUGAAGCAGUUGGCGCAACAAGCAGCCGACGGCAAGGACUCCAAUCAGUCAAAGAACAAAAAGGAGCAAGAGCGGUACAUAGCGCUGAUGGAGAAGCUCAAUGAUGAGCGCAAGAAACAGCACGAGCAUGUGGAUAAGAUACAGCAGCGUCUGCAGGAGCAAAGGGAUAGCUGGUUCCUGCUGCGUUCGGCCAAGUCUGCCAAGAACGAUACCAUUACGCAGUUUCUGCAGCUUUGCCUGUUUCCGCGCUGCACUUUCACUGCUCUGGAUGCGCUCUAUUGCGCCAAGUUUGUCCACACAAUACACAACCUAAAGACGGCGAAUUUUUCCACGCUGCUGUGUUACGAUCGGAUCUUCUGUGACAUUACCUACUCGGUGACCUCUUGCACGGAGGGUGAGGCCACACGCUAUGGCCGCUUUCUGUGCGCCAUGCUGGAGACUGUGAUGCGCUGGCAUGCCGAUCAGGCCGUCUUCAACAAGGAGUGUGCCAAUUAUCCCGGCUUUGUUACCAAAUUUCGUGUCAGCAAUCAAUUCUCCGAGGCCAACGAUCAUGUGGGCUAUGAGAACUAUCGACAUGUGUGCCACAAGUGGCACUAUAAGAUCACCAAGGCCAUUGUCUUUUGCCUAGACUCGAAGGACUUUAUGCAGAUACGCAAUGCCUUGAUCAUACUCAUGCGCAUACUGCCCCACUAUCCCGUGCUGGCCAAACUCGCGCAGAUUAUCGAACGCAAGGUGGACAAAGUGCGCGAGGAGGAGAAGACCAAACGCCCCGAUCUGUAUGUCAUUGCCUCCAGUUACAUUGGCAAACUGAAGCUGAAGACACCGACCAUGUUCAAGGAGAGCGACUUCCAUCAGUUGCCAGAGCGACUGCCCACUAAAGCGUCACAGGAACCCGAAGCCCCGGGCACUGGCAGUGGUCCCAGCAUCAAAGUUUCGGGCACGGAUAAGGUGGCGUCUCAGAAUCCUACCUCGCCCACGACCAUCAAGGCAGGCGGCGGUGCUGCGUCCUUCUAUAGCGAACAAAAUGCAAACUCCAGCAAAGAACGUGAUGGCAAGUCAUCUGGUAACACGCGCAACGACUCGAAACCCACCGAUACCAGAGCGCCGUCUUCAUCCGCCGCCAACUCAGCGCUGUCCACAAACGAGCGUGAGAGCAAACAACGAGAUCUGCCAGCACCCAGAGAGUCGCAUUCCCGCAGCAACAAGGAGGAACUGCAACAGCAGCAGGAGCAGCAGCAGUUCCAGUCUGCCAGCAAUGGCAGCAGCCAAAGCGAGCGUCGCAGUCGUGAGGCGGAACGUGAACGCGAGCACGAGCAGCGGCACAGCAGCCUCACCAGCAGCCAUCGCAGCUCCCGGGAGAACAACAGUCGCAACAAGGAGCGUACCGAAGCAGAGCUGAAUCAGCGUGCCCGAGAGCGCGCACAACGUCAGGACGAACUGGAGGCGGCUGCCGCACAGCGCAAUCAGAAGCGUGAGAAGACAUCGCGACGCGAAGAGCGCCAUCGACACGAGGGCCUGGAGACGGUGGAUCUGGUGGCCAGCACCAAUGAGCAUCGACAGUUUGACGAGUACGAGGGACGCCAUCGAGAUCGUGAUUUGAGCUCUGUUUCCAAUGAGAGCAAUGGAUCCCUGCAACACAGACGCAGCCUGGAUGCCAUUGAAUACGAAAAAGAUUCAAAGCGUCGUAAAAUGGAAUCAUCGUCGAGCAGUUCAAAGAAGGUUGAGGAGCUCGUCGAUAGCGUGAAGAAAGCGCGUGGUCUCAAAACCAAGGAGCGCAACAAGGACAAGCUAUCCGACGAGGAACGGGAUGCGCGCAAGGAUCGCAAGCUGGGACGCAAGCGGGACCGUGCCGAAGAGUCCAACAGUGUCGAUCACAAGCGACGUCGCGAAGCACAAAAUGGCGAAGAUGAUCUGCGCGAGCGCGAACGACACAGAGAUAAAUCGCCACGAGAGCGUUCACACGAGAAGUUUGACAGAGAACGAGGCGGCGGUGGAGGCAGCAGCUCGCGAGGCGACGAUCGGCAGUACUCCAUCAAAACAGCUCGCUCCUCGAGGGUCAACUACUAAUCUACCCCGUUCUCGGAUCGGUCUGAUGCAUUUUGUUAAACUUUAAUAAACUUAUUCUGAAUUGUCUGUUCAGCCAACAAUCA